This is a messenger RNA of Phytophthora sojae, 2157 nucleotides long. RefSeq lists its product as hypothetical. The coding region runs from base 1 to 2157 and encodes 718 amino acids. Gene Ontology annotation, biological process: early endosome to late endosome transport. The transcript has 7 exons. Gene Ontology annotation, cellular component: late endosome membrane; early endosome membrane; extrinsic component of endosome membrane. NCBI's taxonomy places the organism in Eukaryota, Oomycota, Peronosporomycetes, Peronosporales, Peronosporaceae. The record is from RefSeq and is a predicted model, not a curated record. Gene Ontology annotation, molecular function: phosphatidylinositol 3-kinase regulator activity; protein binding.
AUGGAGCCUCCGAGCCUGCUCCCGCACGUGGACGAGCUGGUGAUGGAGUACUUGCUGUUCCGGGGCUUCACCAAGAGCUUCCAAGUGUUCAGCGCCGAGCGCAAGCGCGACCGCGCGCGGGGCUUCGACGUGGACCAGAUCAUCUCCCAACUGCUGGUGGCGGUGCAAAUGUAUCAGAUCGAAUCAGUGCUGGAGACGUGGAAAUUCUUGACCGCCAGGUUCUUCAACCACUUGGACGCGUCCUACGCCUCGACACUGCAGCAGCUCGAGACGUCGCUCCUGAGACUGUACGUGGUCAAUGCAAUCAAGACUGGACACAGGGAAAAGGCCGCCGAGUUCUUCCAGCUGCACGCAGACAAGCUGAACGCCUCGGUGGCUGCUCACGGAGGCUCCGGCGCGGACUCGUGGAGCCGCUGGUUCAUCUUGCCCUACAUCGAGCACCCCGAGAGCGACCCGUACUUCCAGGUGUUCUUCAGCCAGUCGUGGCUCGAAGCGUUCGUGACGUCAUUCCGCAACUUUCUGUCGCUCGUGUUCCGGAACCUGCCGCUGCCGAAGCUGCUGGCCUUUCAACUCGCACGACUGGAAGAGCCGACGCUCAAGUUGCGGCUGAAAGUGAGUCAGUCGGAAGCGACCAGGCUGAGGAUGUACAACAGCGAGGCCACAGCCAAGAUCAAGAAGCUGGAGGAAGCAGGACGCCAGCUCCACUCGAUUCUGCGCAUGAUGGUGCAGCACAACUUCAUGGAGCACUUCUCGGCGUCUACCUCCAGCUACGUUGAUGUGACGAGUGAGAACCGCAAUAAAAGCAGAAGUCGCAGUCGGAGCUACGGAGCACCAACGCCUGGCGUUGGGCUCUCGAACAAACAGAUGCAGGAGAUCGGAGAGCUUUUCGGUAUCAGCAGCGAGGACAGUCCCCAUGUUGAUCUUCCUGUUCCUGCCGACCCGCGAGAUAUGCCACGCGUAGCAGAGGUGUACCUGCCGGUAGAUGAACUGAGUGAUGACGAGGUGCUCGGCCAAGGGGACGAGGAGGACGAGGUCGAUGAGGAUAUGCUGGACGUGGCGGUGCAAAACGAUAGAGCUGAUAGCAGCGUUCAAGCGUCCCUGAUCCGUGAAUUUAACAUGCUCAACGACUGGGAGCCGACAAAAUCAGCGAUGACAGCUCGAAGCCGCUUCUCUUCAGACGGAGAGUUUCUUGCGAUCGCGAAGCUUGGCAACACCCACAUCGAUAUCUGGUCUGCGAAUCCAAUGGUGCUUUCACCGACCUCUACUAUUAAACUACCGGCAAAGCUGACCAGCAUGCAGUGGUUGGGUCCGGGGCCCAACAAACAGCUCUUGGCGUGUACACUUGAAGAUGCCAUUACGAUGCUGUGGGAUACCGACGGACAGGAAGUUAUCACGUGCCCGCCAAAUGAAGACAAUUUGCAGGUUCAACAACUGAUGUGUGCUCGGGAGGCGCCAAUCGCUGCGUGCCUGUUCACCAGUCUUGAUGAAGAUGAUAAUGCGCUUCAGCAAGUCCUGGUGUUACAUGGAGGCAUGGAGGAGCCGAUGCAAGACUACUUCCCUAUGGAAGACAAGCAACUUACCUGCCUGGCGUGGAGCAACAUGGGCGACGUGCUCAUCACUGGAAGUCAAACAGGGGAUAUUGAAUUUAUUGACGUGAUCCGUCCCGAGCGGAUACACCGGUGCAACCUCGUUUCCUGCAGCGGCUCCUCGCGUAUCGACGGUGGCAGUUUGUCUGCGAUUUGUCUGUCUCCUGACGGGAGGUCAAUGUUAAGCGUCCACGAGAAUGGUGGCAUCGUGAUGGAAUGGUCGAUCGGCUCAAUUUUGGUCGCUGUUACCUCUCCAGCUGAUGCGAGCGAUGUGAGAGGAAGCGUAAUAGACGUGAAGCCAUCUCUGGUAUUCACGUACGAGCUGGACAAGCCGCUGGCAUCUCAAGAUUCCGAAGUGGACACUACUAUUCGCUUUCUUGGAGCAGGCGACUACUUCGUAGUUGCUGAUUCUGCCCGGCUCCAUAUCUUCAAGUGUGGCGAGAAGAGUGCCGUCUCGAGCUUUGUCCCGAAUCAAGCUAGCGUAGCAGAUCUAGACUGGCACCCGAGGCUCCCCGUGUGCUGCUCCGCUAAUCAGGACGGGGCCAUCUCGCUGUGGAGCAUGAACGCCUGA